CCCGCCCGAGUCCAUCCUUCAUGAAGUCUGCCGCCGCCGCCUGCCGCUGCUCAAACGUGGAGGGAAGAACACGAAGUGGGACGCUCUCCGCUGACUGCGCGGGGUUAUUGUUAGUCCGGUGAAAUUUACUGCUCUGCCGACAUAUUUAGUGCAUUUUACCUCAGUGCCGGACCGAAAGGGAGGCACUGUUUUUUUCUCCGGGAGUCUUCAAAAGCAGAGUCGGCGGUUUGGAAGGACAAAGUGUUUGAGUAACUGGCCAAUCAAGAAGAGUGUGAGCCCCUGGACCUUCUAAGUCAGCAGCAACCUCAGCGUCCACAACUUCAGAAGGAGGGAAUGAAACCGGAUGGGGAUACCAUGGAAACCACGGAGCCCACUGACUCUGCAGCAGUAGCAGAGCCCUCCUCAUCGCAGGACGACAUAAUGGAGCAAGCCCCAUCGCAACCAGAGGAAGCUGCAAAUGAUGCAGCACCCGGGGCUGCUCCGAUGGCCAAUGGCAAGCCAGUGGAAGCAGACCCCAAAGUCAGACCAAAGGCUGUUGCAACUAAAAUACAGACAACGGCCAAAUCUGCAGGUGCUGUUGCAACCAAAGUCCAGCCCACAGCCAAAUCUGUAGGGGCCUCCGGAUCACGGCCAGGGACGGCCUCGCACCGCACGGCAAAUUACGUCAAAUCCUCUAAAAAUGUCUCUGCAGCUCCAGUCAAGAAAACCGCUGCUACAGCAUCAGCAGCGGGGGCUGUACCUAAAAGACUGGUGGGUGUAGCAGCAGUUUCCUCCGUGGCCAGGAACCCAUCUAGAGUGCCUGACAAGAAGCCUGUUGGACCGGCCAGGACUGCCUCAGUUGCUGCUGCCACAGCAACAAAUGGUACCAGACCAACAACAGUGAAUGGCAUUCCUAAGAAGAGACCAGUAGCUGAGACUGUUAAUGUAGCUAGACCUAAAACCGCAGCUACUGCCGGCAGAGCAGCGGUGUCCACUGCCCCAAAACCCAGCACUUCCACCACAACUAAAGCUGGUUGUGCCACCACUUCAAAGACCACCAGGCCUGCCCCAGGUCCCUCAACAUCUCGACCUGCAUCCACGGCAUCCAGGCCCACCACAGCUUCAGUCAAGCCGUCCACCACUGCAACUGCCAAAACUGCUGCAUCUAGAGUUACCACAGCACCCUCUACUGGCAGGAGCACAUUGGCACAGCCUCCCAAAACUGUUGCUACAAAGAAUGAUGUCAGUGGACCAGUGGCAAAGAAACCUGUAACCGCUACAACAUCUGCUGCUACCAAAAAACCUGAACCCUCUAGACCAACAGCCACCGUAAAGCUUAACUCUGCCUCCAAGUGGUCCACAACAGCGAAGGCAGCCGACCCCAAGGUGUCUCAGUCCAAAACUCAACAACCUGUAAAAUCUACUCCCACAAGGAAACCUGUAGCUGCUGUUCGGUCCCUUGCCCAUAACAAACCCCUUGGUCGAACCCCACCCACCUCUCCAGCCCACAAACCUGUAGAAAGCAGCACCCCUCAGGCAAAACGUGGAACCAAACCCACUCAGGCUGUCACACCUUUCAGUUCUGCCAAGAAGACCGGUGUUUCAAAUACUACCACACCAAAGAGUGCUGCUAGUGCAGCAGUAGCAGCUGGCGCAGCAACUGUGCUAGCAGAAAUACAAUCGGAGGCUCCAGAGUCCUUCCCACAAGAAUCAUCCCUUGCUGCCUCUGCACCAGAGGAGGUCCCUCCCCCAGUCCUGGCCCAGGAUACCACACCAGAGGUGGUACCUCAAGAGACUGCUCAAGGACAUGCAACUGCUUCCUCUCCUCCACAAAGCCCUGCCAGGAUGGCCUUACCACAAACCUCUCCACCCAAGGAGCAGCUUGAGAGCAGUGCCCCCUUACUAAUUGUGCAAGAGCAGACCCCUGAGCCUGCAUUACUACCAGUGGACUGUCCUCCAGAUAUGUCCAAGGAGCCAGUUUACCUGUUAACAGACCAAACCCCCUCCGCAGCAACAAAUGCCUUCCCUCUGAUAGUUUCUCCCACCAAUCAGAAUGAGGAGGAGGAGGAUGAAGAGGAGAAGGAGGGAAGCCAGUUAGUUUCUGUGUCUGAAAUGAGUGGAACCACACAGCCCACAGAGGAGUCUCGUCCCGGGUCGGCUGGACCAGUAGGAGGGUCUGCUUGGAGGGCCGGUGGCGCCCUGCUUUCUGAGCUGGACUCUGAGGAGGUAAGCGGCAGCCAGCAGGGUGCGUCUGAACUGAGUGCCCCUGGUGUCCUGGAGGGCACCGAGAGCAUGGAUGAUCUGGGAGACGGCAGUCUCAAAGGAGCCAUUGACAUGGAAGGAGCCUCGGCAGGUUCACCGGACUUUGAAAAGGUUCCUGACAUACCAGUUAAUGACUUUGAUGAGGACGAAGAUGAGGAGGAUGACGAUGAUCUGGUGUGUGACAUGGAUGUGGGCUCAGAGCGGGCAGAUGAACCGCAGAGACCCAGACAUGACAAUGAUGUGGAGGAGGAUGAUGAGGAUGUGGAGAUGGCUAGUGAGGGGGUGACUGAGAGCGGGCUGGAAAGCUAUGGGAAUGCCGAUGAGGAUGACUUUGCGGAGGACGAAAGGCUGGACAACUUAAACAGAGUGGCCGAGCCCCCACCACCCCCUCCUCAGCUGCCCUCCGCCCCAGCUGCUCAGUGGGACCAACCAAACCCUUUUACUAAUCCCUGGCCAGAACCUCUUCAGCCACAGCAGGUUCUUGAGCACGUCUCCCAGCCCCCAGAGGUGGCAGGAGCGGCUGCAGCAAGCCCUUUGGCAGAUCCCUGGCACGCAGACUCGGAGAUCCCAACUCAGACCCCAGCCCAAGCUUGGCUAGAACUAGGCUCUGCACAUUUUGUUCCUGAAAACCAAGAACCUCCCCAUCAUUCCUCUAUCAUAGUCGAGCCACAAGAUCUAGAUGCCAAAAUGUACAUGGGUCAGUCCAGCCAAGCCCCGAUGCAGACCCUGGGCCCAGCUCUUGUCUCUGCCCCAGCAAUGUCUCUGUCAAGCACCCUAAGCAGUGAGAUCAGCACACCCGAGGAACUCUGUGACUACAAUCGAGACGGGAAGCUCCAGCCUCAAGAUGUGCAAGGCCCGGCGCUUUCCCCACAGCCCGACCUGGACCGGGAAGGAGAUGAGGAGGCUGAGACCCUGCCUGCUGAUGAAGUCCUGGGAGGCCCUGCAACUGCCCCCACUUCCAACCCCUCCUCAACCUCGGUUACAGAAGACGAGGCCAGCGACACCGAGGGAGAGGCUCAGCUGGAGGAUUCCUUGGAGAGUCCAUUGGUCAUCCACACGACCUUUGACAGCCAGCCUCCAGCCCAGCGCUGCCUGUCCACUGUGGAAGAGGGAGAGGAGGCUGACAUGGAGGGCGGCGCAGGUGAAGACACCACCCCACCUUCGGCUACAUCGUUGGCAUCUUACGGCUUUGACACCAUGACCACCGCUUCAAACUCCAACGCCCAGUCCACAGGGGAGAGCUGCAUCAGGAGCCCUGGCAUCUUCUCCCUGGAGGAGCUGCCUGAGGAGGCCAAGGAGCCCUGUCUGAUCCCGCAGCCUCACACCCAGCCAUACCUCACAGAGCAGCAGUACAUCGAAUGUGGGAAGCAGGAGGCGGAGUCUGCUGAGCCUGUCGGGGAGGAAGUGCCGGUGCCAGAGGAAGCCCUGGACCCUUCGUCAACUCUGAGCACUUUGCAGCAACCGGAGGAAAACCCAGAUGACAUCCAGCCUCCCUACUAUUCUACUAUCUGUGAAAAGACUGAGAACUCUUUUGCAGGCUUCACUGCACUAGCGCAUCCUCACCGCCGCGACCUCUCGGCACCCCCCAGAACCUACUGCGACGUCGUCAAACCUCACGUGGCCGCCGUCACCCCGCCGAGGCUGACCUGCGCGGACCUCCCGCCCAGGAGCCUCGGCCAGCAGGCGCUGAGCCCCCAGCUCCGCCGGCUGGAGCAACACCAGAGGCAGCUGCUGGAGCUGCAGCAACGCAGGGAGCAACAGAGCAGGCCGCUGGAGGAGGCGGAGAAGGAGAGGAAGAGGAGGGAGGAAGAGGAGCAGAGGAAGAAGAAAGAGGAAGCGGAAGAAGAAAUAAAGAGGAAUGAAGAGGAGCUGGAAAUGCGAACGCGAGAGCAGGCAGAGGUGACGACGAGGGAAGAGGAGGAAAAAUCGAGGAAGGCAGAGGAGCUCAAGCAGAGGCGAGAGCUUGAACUUGAGCUACAGCAGCAACAACAGGAGCUGAAGGAGAGACAGCAGAUCAUGCAGUGGCAACAAGAGCUGCACCAGUCUAAUAAAGGACAGACGGUGCUGCUGUCCCCUUCCUCUGGCCUCUGCACCAUCUACGAAACCCUGGAGAACAGUGACGAAGAUGAGGCUGAAGGUGGAGAAGAGGGAAUAAAGGAGCCCAACCCCAAUGAAGAGAUGGCCGACUGUGAAAGGGUGACGUCGGACAAAGACCAAUGCCGAGACACUUCACCGUCCACUGAGAGCACUCCUCCUCUCCCAGACUCCCCUCUGUCAUCCAGCGACCCCUCCCAGGAGGAAGAUAGCUCCUCCCCUUGCCCUCCUGAGUCUCCAGAGCGACCUCCUCCCCUGGACCUGGACUGGGGGAAGAAAGUGGACAUAGUCCAGCAGCUGAUCAAUCAGACCCUGCUGCUGAACAGAGACGGCUGCUCGUCCCUGCUGCUGCUGCCGGGGGGUGCCGGAGGCACCCUGAGCCCCCUGGAGAGCAGCCUGUGGCCCAGCCUGCUGCCCCCACUCACACCGCCAUCUGCCACCGUCACCUCGGUUAGCAGUUUCUCCCCAGAGGCCACUGGGAGCUCCCCACAGGGAGAGUGGACCGUGGUGGAGCUGGAGACGCAUCAUUGAGGUGUGUGUGUGUGUGUGUGUGUGUGUGUGUGUGUGAGAGAGAGAGUGAGAUUUCACUCGCACGCUUAAGUAAAACCGCUGCGGUACUGUUAAACAUGAAUGACACUCGUACAGGAAAGAUGACACAAGUGCGGUUUAUUUUGUAUACCUUUUUUUUUAAUCAAAUUGAUAUUGAAUGGUGCACCCCUAAUCCACACUAUGAAUUCAUAUUAACUUCAGAACAACAGCUCUACAGACAACUUAGAGUUAAUAUUUGGGCUGGGCAAUGUGGGGAAAAAAAGAAUCUGAAGAAAUUCUUUGACAUUGACAUACAUCCCAAUGUCUCAUACAUAGUAAUGUAAAAUCCAUGAUAGAAUCAAAAAGAUGCACAAUAAGUUAUAUAAAUAUACUGCCCAGCCCUGGAGGUAGACCUAUAACCUUGUGGUGCUGUAGAUCAGUGGUUCCCAACCAACACGGGCUCACAACAUAGAAGGGUAGAAAAAAGAAACCGGUUUCUGCCACACAAUGUUCAUUUUUCAAGCUUUUAGCUAAUCUUUGCUUGUUUUUUUUUUUUUUUUUUUAAAAUAGUGAAUUAUUUUAAACUACUGAAUAAGUUUAAGUAUUCAAAUGCAGUGAUCUGAAAAGAAAAAUAGGUUUAUAGGUUAAAAGGUUGGGAACCACCGCUGAGGAUCCUCCUGACAGGCAGGGAGCUGUAGUUGUACUGUUAAAAACAAGCACAUACAAUGCUAAUACCAAUGCUUGGUGCAUUUUAUUUACCAACACAAAGAUCUAAAUGCUGUUUUUAAAGCCUUUUCUACACUUUUAGGAUUCAAAUUCUCCGUACGCAGCCUCGGUACAGUAAAGACCUAAACAAAAUGAGUCCGUACUAAGGGCAGGAAAGUCUCCGGCACUGCCAGGGAAGAAACUGCAUCUCAUCUCAAGUAGAAAAACACAAGCGUGACACCGCACUGAAACUCGGCACCUCUCUCACCUCACGCUCCCUGUCCUUCAUCACUGCAAACACAAAAUGAAGACUUGGCUAUAAUAUUACAUUUUAAUCCGUAAAACACCUGAAACCAUGUGAUUACUGGCAGAAUCCCAUGAUGCGUCAUUGCUACUGAUUUAUAUAGUUGGAACUGGACACUUUUCAUUAUGCCAAAUCUCUGUGCCAUAGGUGGCCGAACACACACACACACACACACACACACACACACACACACACACACACACACACACACCGAUGGUGCCAAAUGGCCACUAUCAAUCGAAGGUUUAUUGACUGAUAGAUUUGGUUUUACUUUGUGUUCCUCACCUUCAGUGCUUUUAAUUGAAGCCAUAACUGUUCAUACACGUUGACACUCAUUCUUAUCACAUUAUUUUUAAAAUGAGAAUACACUGGAGAUGUCUUGCUAUUGAAUAGUGAUAAAACAACACUGAUUACCAGGUUUCUGAGAUUGCACUUAUUCAAAUACAGUUUUGUAAUUUGUAUCAAUUUUAAACAUGUUUAUAAUAAAGGCCUGGACACUGGCUGGUAAAGUGAAGUUCAACUUACUUAUUUAUUCACAAAAUUAGAUCAAAGAAAUGUAUUGAUUGAAAGACUAUCAUAUUUCACUACAUGGUCUCAGUCUGAGCUGUUUGGAUCUUACAGUUCUUUACCAAUGGUCAGUACGACGUGUAAGCAUUUCCGUUUGAAACACAGUCGCUCACUAAUGAAGUUUUAGUUCUAUUUGUUUAAUUAUGUGCGUAGUUUAGAGUUUUUGCAGGAAAUGCCUUUUUAUGAUCACUGUUCUGGAGCCACAUAUUACAUUCUUCCAUACGUGUAGUCUUCCUUUAGGUCCUAAUGCUUCUAUUUUAGAUGGAGGUAUUUCAGUCACAGGCUACAGGCAGAUGCUAGCUGGUUAUUCUACAAGGACUUCCACACUGGUGCGGUGCACAGACCUUACAUUAGAAGACUAACUCUGGGGUUUAACCGAAACUGCUGUGAAGGUCAGGGCUCACUUUACUGUGAGACAUGAGAAAGGUUGGUACAAGUGAGGAUUCAAUAUCAGGUUGUUCUGGGUAUUCACUGUUUAUUGUUGUUGAAACUGUGAUGAGCUGUGGUAUGAAAGUGUGUGAUUUAACUCUUGAUAGCUGUGCUGUAUAUUUAUGUUGGUCAGUGUUUAAGAUGGUCACUGAGCCUCGCUGAAAUGUCACAAGCUUAACGAUGGUGACAUUUUAGGAAACUAUCAGUAGUUUUCUGACCGUUUCUUGGACUGUAAAUCUAAAUGGAGAACAGAACAUUAAUGCUAUGAGAGAACUUUAUUUCCACUCAUGUCCAUUUGAAUCUCUUUAUUGUAUUCAGGCAGUUUUUGGCUUGCUGCGCUGCUCUCCAGUGUCAAAUGGCAUAAAGGCUGAUUGUUGUUUAAUAACUGAAUUGAAAGGGGUGAGCCAGGUAGGAAUCUGCAUCCAGUGCUUUCACCUUAAUAGAUUCUUGCCCUUUUACCACUGUUUAUUACACCAAGAGCAAUUACCAUUACCAUCACCGACUAAUGGGUCCUCUAUAUUAAAGCCUAUGUGUAGCAGCUGAGAAGCAGGCAGGUGUUUACGUUAAUGUAUGUCUGCUUUCCCGUCCUCCAGGUAGGACACAUUAUGUCUACUGCAUUUUUGACAAAGCUGGACUUUUUAAAUGUGCUUUCUUACAUGUCUGUGUAGUGUUUUUGUAAGCAUUUGUGUGUGUGUGUGUAUAUUGUUUUUAAGACUGCUCACUGUAAUGAAGGGAAACUCCACUUUACUUUUGUACUUAAGAGAUUUAGAAGUAUAAUAGCCCUUUAAGAGUCCUAUAUAGAUUUUUAUUGAAUAGAGAAUGAAGGAUGUUGGUUGUACAUGGUAGAUUUUAUUUGUUGUAAGUAAAUUACUUUCUUCUUCCUUAUGUCCAGUCAACAAAAAUGAGAGCUGCAUGACUACAAGGUCAAACUGAACACAGUAGGCUGAAGUAGGAGUGUGUUACUUGGGCUCAAAGUUAUUAAAUCUCACAUUUUAGAUAUUAAUUUAUUGAAAAUGAAGUGAGGCAUUUGAGUACUAAUUUAAAUGGCUUAUGAACUUGUUU
Messenger RNA from Perca flavescens (yellow perch), 7930 nucleotides. It is a transcript of the gene prr36a, whose product is annotated as proline rich 36a. The record is from RefSeq and is a predicted model, not a curated record. The coding region runs from base 334 to 4866 and encodes 1510 amino acids. The transcript has 6 exons. NCBI's taxonomy places the organism in Eukaryota, Metazoa, Chordata, Actinopteri, Perciformes, Percidae.